AUGGCUGACAGGUUUAAACCAAAACUCAUUAUUGCCGGGGCUAGUGCUUAUCCUCGUGAUUUUGACUAUCCUCGUAUGAGGAAGAUUGCGGAUGCUGUUGGUGCUUUUCUUAUGAUGGAUAUGGCUCACAUAAGUGGUCUUGUUGCUGCUUCUGUGCUUGCAAAUCCUUUUGACUACUGCGAUAUUGUGACCACAACAACACACAAGUCUUUAAGAGGCCCAAGAGGUGGAAUGAUCUUCUUCAAGAAAGAUACAGUUCUUGGGGUUGAUUUAGAAUCUGCCAUCAACAAUGCUGUUUUUCCAGGUUUACAGGGUGGUCCUCAUAACCACACUAUUGGGGGCCUUGCAGUUUGCUUGAAGUAUGCACAGUCCCCAGAAUUUAAGGCUUACCAGAACAAGGUGGUCUCUAAUUGUAGGGCUCUUGCAAGCCGAUUGACUGAACUUGGAUACAAACUAGUUUCUGGUGGAAGUGAUAAUCAUCUGGUUCUUGUGGAUUUGCGGCCUUUAGGGAUCGAUGGAGCUCGAGUGGAGAAAAUUCUUGACAUGGCUUCUAUUACCCUCAACAAGAAUUCAGUACCUGCUGUAAUGUUUGAUGAAAUAGGUGAUAAAAGUGCUGUAGUGCCCGGUGGCAUUCGCAUCGGAUCACCUGCCAUGACGACAAGGGGAUUCACCGAGAAAGAAUUCAUAGCAGUUGCGGACUACAUUCAUGAGGGUGUGCAGAUAACGAUUGAUGCUAAACGCGCAGUAUCAGGAUCAAAGCUUCAAGAUUUUAUGAGGUUUGUUGCUUCCCCUGAAUUCUCUCUAAAGGAUCAGGUGUCAGAUCUGCAGAGAAGAGUUGAAGGGCUUACCACCCAGUUCCCAAUACCUGGAGUAUAA
Molecule: messenger RNA, 876 nt
Organism: Prunus armeniaca (apricot)
Lineage: Eukaryota; Viridiplantae; Streptophyta; Magnoliopsida; Rosales; Rosaceae
Source: the annotation of a GenBank genome assembly